CCGGACUAUCCCUUACUGCUGGGCUAAAGUUGGCCGGGUGCAGACAGGGACCACAGACCCCUGGGACCGUCCAGUCACCGGGACCACACCUGGGAAUGCUGCACUGAGCAGGGCAUGGAGCGGAUUAAAGUUCUAGACCAGCUGCUGCCAGAACUGAAUGUUCUACUGAAGCUUCUAGACCAUGAAUUCCUGAGCGCCACAACUAGAGAGAAGCAGAGUGCGGUAUGCAGCAUCCUGCGCCAACUACAGCCUUCUCCAGGAGAUGACUUGGACUUUCAGUAUAUGAACACUGCAGCAUAUCACAAUGGUACCAGCUUUGUGGAGUCUCUUUUUGAGGAAUUUGAUUGUGACUUGCAAGGGUUACGUGAUAUGCAGGAUGAUUAUAGAGAGACGGAGCGGCCAUCUUCUCCACCGCCGCCAGCACCUUGUGUCCCUCCACCUCCUCUACCAACCACUCCACCACCAGAGGAUUACUAUGAAGAAGCUGUGCCCCUUGGACCAGGGAAAUCCACUGAGUAUAUCACGUCUCACAAUAGCACCAGUCCUCCCAAUUCCAUAGAAGAUGGAUAUUAUGAGGAAGCAGAUAACAAUUACCCUCUGACUCAGAUCAAUGGGGAGCAGAAGAACUCCUAUAAUGAGUCGGAUGGGCUGAGCAGCUCCUAUGAGUCCUAUGAUGAGGAAGAUGAAGAGGGCAAAGCUCAGCGAUUAAUGCAUCAGUGGCCUUCACAGGAGGCUUCUCUGCAUCUGGUGCGGGACAGCAGGAUCUGUGCAUUUCUGCUGCGCAAGAAACGCUUUGGACAAUGGGCCAAGCAGCUGACACUCAUCAGGGACAAUAAAUUAUUGUGUUACAAGAGCUCUAAAGACCAGCAGCCUCACUUGGAGAUGCCUUUGGCCUUGUGCAGUGUCACAUAUGUUCCCAAGGAUGGGCGCCGUAAGAAACACGAGUUACGCUUCUGCCUCCCUAAUUCUGAGCUUCUGGUGCUGGCGGUCCAGAGUCGGGAACAGGCUGAAGAAUGGAUGAAGGUGAUAAAGGAAGCCACCAGCCCAAACACCAUGCAGCUUUCUGCGUCCCCAGCACUGAGGCAUAGACUAGAGCUGGAUAAGAGACUCUCCCAUGACAAGACGUCAGACUCUGAUAGUGCUGCCAAUGGGGACAACAGCUCCCCCAGCAGUGGGAAAGAGAACAGGGACAAUGUGAAGUGUCGGAGGAGUGGUCUGGCUGACCUGAAAGGUUCCAUGAGUCGGGCUGCGGGGAAGAAGAUUACACGGAUAAUUAGUUUCUCUAAGAAGAAGCCUUCUGCAGAGGAACCGCACACCUCAUCCACAGAUGAAGACGUCCCCUGCUGUGGCUUCCUCAAUGUGCUUGUAAACCAGGGCUGGAAGGAACGCUGGUGUCGCUUAAAGGGACAAACACUCUAUUUGCACAAGGACCGUAAUGAUCUACGAACUCACGUUAACUCUAUUGCACUUCGCGGCUGUGAGGUGUCACCCGGAUUUGGGCCCAAGCACCCAUUUGCUUUCCGAAUCCUACGCCAAAGUAAAGAAGUCUCAGUGUUCGAGGCUAGCUGUUCUGAGGAGAUGGGCAGAUGGCUGGGGCUGCUGCUGGCUCAGACAGGCUCUAAAACCCGGCCAGAGGCCCUGCACUACGACUACGUUGAUGUCGAAACAAUAGCCAACAUCGUCACUGCUGUGCGUCACUCUUUUAUGUGGGCAAAAUCCUCACACAGUGACAGUAGUGACUCGCGUGUCUACGAUGAUGUGGCCUAUGAAAAGGUGGAGGACCCCAAACGCACACAAGGGGGAACACAAGUCAAGCGUCACGCCUCGUCUUGUAGUGAGAAAUCCCAUCGGUUGAACCCUGAGAUUAAAGUUAAACGUCAUGCAUCAAAUGCCAACCAGUACAAAUAUGGCAAGACCAGAGCGGAAGAGGAUGCACGGAAGUUUGUGAUGGAAAAAGAACGUCUGGAAAAAGAGAAAGAAGUGAUCCGAAAUAAACUGGUAGCCCUAAGGAAAGAAAGGAGAGAGCUGAAGGAAAUGCUGAAGAUUAGCACCGGGAAGCAGGAUCUGGAGGCGAGAUUGGCAGCACUGGAGGAGCAAUGCAAGGACAAUGAGAAGAGCAGAGUAGACCUGGAGCUGCAGCUUUCAGAGGUGAAGGAGAAUCUGAAGAAGUCUCUGGCCGGUGGCCCCUCCCUUGGGUUGACUGUGACGAGCAAAGCAGAGAGUUCGGUUCCCAAAACCCAACAAGAGACUGAGCGCCCUGUGCCUGUCAACAGUGCAGCCGAGAUGAGGCGGAGGACCCCAUCCAUAGUGACGUCCAACAAAGGAAAAGUGCUACAGAAGGCCAAGGAAUGGGAAAUGAAGAAACCAUGAGGCAAACGGAAUAGAAAUCCAUGGACUAUCGCCAAUCACCCAGAGACAAUGUGAAAACAAAUACUGGACCACAUUGGCAGGAAGCGGACUUGUGCCUUUUAGUUUCCAAACAAAUGUGUACAAUUGGUUGCUAUGUUACAGCGGGACUUAUUACGAGAGGAACAAGAAAGGAUGACUUUGUAAAUCCAUUGUCUGUUAAAUGGAAAGUCUGGCGGACAUAAUACAGGAGUCCUACAUGAUGCUGUGGGGUUAUUAAUGGACAAUACAGGAAAAUGAAACUGGAAUUCCAAGCUGAAUGAGAGUGCCUGGUGCCUAAUAUAAGGAAAUACACAUGAUAAAUUCUAGUAAGCCAAUAGAAGGUUCCAGAUCUGAUGUUCUAUAAUGGUGAAAAAUGUCAUUAAAAACGAUAGACUCAUACUAAUCGGAUCCACUAUAUAAACAAAUCAUUAGGACGCAUUCACACAUAUGAGCUGGUAAAAUGUGUAAAUACCUCCAGAAACCAGAAAACAGGUGUGCUGUAGUGACGUUCUGUUGCGCCUGUUGCCAAUAGUAACCACUGUAGUGGUAACAUGCAUUAGUGCCUGAGAAAUAGGUAGUGCUACUGUCCAAUUUUACACUGCAAUGGUGGGAACAAGCCCUUAAAACAAGGAAAUCGCCCUAUUCCAGGUGGGAUAGCAGUAACGGGUAGGUGGGAACGAGCAUGUUAAGUCUUCCUGCACGCUAAGGUCUACAUUACUAGGUCUGUUGUUUUGCCUGUUUUCAUGGAAUAGGCAACAUGUAUGUUGAGAGCCACUCAAAGCCCCUCUGAAAGGCCACAUCUACCUCAAUGGCCUCAUAUUGGCAGGUAGAAGUAGAUUAUAUCUGCAUAUAUAGUUCCCACUUUGUCACAUAAAUAAGAUUACCAGGAAAUCUCCCUUUUUGUUUUCUUCCCCCUUACUAAAGCGGCCUGCCAGACUGCCCUAGAGAAAGGGCAAGGCGGUAUUGAAUGAUACUUUUGCAAGUGCAUUAUUGUCGAAAGAGCUACUCAGAUAUGUGUAUUGGAAGGGUACAUGAGCAAGAUUCAGGUAAUGUUAUUUAGUCCCAUUGUUGGCAGUAUUGUAAGAAGCAUGGAUCUAUUGCUGAAAUAAUGCAUUUGUUUGAUAUUUUGUACAGAGAUGUACAGAGAGAAACAUGCUAACCAUUGUGGUGUAGACAUUUGUCAGUUACAGACUGGGGAACAUUAUAAGUAUAAGAUGUGAGAUAUUACUGGGUUUAGGGCUAUGGGAAAAGGACCUAUGAGGGCGUCCAUCCUUUCUGCAUAUUGUGCCACGUACAUACAAAGGCUGGAUGCACUUUACACAGUUUUGGUUUUUGUUCUGUUUUCAAUAAAAUGACAA
Molecule: messenger RNA, 3746 nt
Organism: Pseudophryne corroboree (corroboree frog)
Lineage: Eukaryota; Metazoa; Chordata; Amphibia; Anura; Myobatrachidae
Gene: AFAP1L1
Product: actin filament associated protein 1 like 1
Exons: 18
Coding region: 115-2370 (751 amino acids)
Cellular component (GO): cytosol
Molecular function (GO): SH3 domain binding
Source: RefSeq, a predicted model, not a curated record